This is a messenger RNA of Saprolegnia parasitica CBS 223.65, 849 nucleotides long. RefSeq lists its product as hypothetical. Bases 1 to 849 code for a protein of 282 amino acids. Gene Ontology annotation, molecular function: oxidoreductase activity, acting on paired donors, with incorporation or reduction of molecular oxygen; iron ion binding; monooxygenase activity. NCBI's taxonomy places the organism in Eukaryota, Oomycota, Saprolegniomycetes, Saprolegniales, Saprolegniaceae. The record is from RefSeq and is a predicted model, not a curated record. The transcript is spliced from 3 exons.
AUGCCCGACCUCGUCACGACAGCCUCCGUGGGCGUUGCGCUAGCAGUCGCGUACCUCUACCACCGGUACUGCCGCAACGAGCCGUUCGUACCGGGUCUCGCCUUCCCGCAGAACCUCCACGCGCCGUUGCUUGGCGUCGCCAAGCACAUGGGCAAGCUCGAGGCAAGUGCCCGGGUCUUUGUUGACGCGGCCAGCUCCGAUGGCAUGGUCUCAUUCCGACUCAUAAGCAUGCGCGUGGUCGCUGUCACCAAGGCUGAGCCCUACCGCAAGCCCAUGCCGCUCAUCGAAAAGCACAUUCGCGAGCACCUCGGGUACAACUCGUUGCCGGUGCUGAUGCACGACGAGUGGAAAGUGCAUCGCCGCAUCUUGGCGCGAGCAUUCCAUUGGGAGUACCUCGCCGCGAUGGUUCCGGCCAUGGCCAAGGUCGCGGCCGAGGCGGCGAGCGUGCUUCUCGCUGCGUCGAGCGCCGACGUCUACCGCGUACUGCAGCUCUCGGCGCUCGACACGAUUGCGCUUACAGGCUUCGGCUUCAACAGGCCUUUGAGUUUCUGCUCGGCCCUCGAUUUCAAACCCGAGCGACACCUCACCGACCACAUGGAUGGCGACGUGCGCGCGAAAGACCGAGCGUAUCGGUUCAUGAGCUUCUCGGGCGGUCCGCGCAACUGCGUCGGCAUGCGCUUCGCCGUCCUCGAAGCCACUUGCAUGCUCGUCGCUGUCCUUCAGAAAUGCGUGCUCUCGCGUUCGGAGGACGCGCCGCCGUUGCAGCCAAAGGCGCGUGGGAUCGUGCGAAAGCCCGAGCUUGGCGUCUGGUUGCAGAUGUCGCCUCGCUCGAGUCCGCCGCCGGCGUAG